AUGGUGAUCCCGGGGGCCAAAACGGAGGCUAUCUCCGACAGCACAGCACUCGAGGAUGACAAACCUGACAUCGCCUGCCACGAGGACUCGCUGGGAGCAGAAUACCCGGCUAUAAACGACAAGAAACUGCUGCGUCGUAUUGAUCUCCAUAUCGUGGCCUGGCUUGCGACUCUUUACGCUUUUUCCCUGCUCGACCGUACCAACAUUGGAUCUGCCAAAGUUGCCGGUAUGGAGGUAGAUCUCGAGCUGACGGGGAACCGAUACUCGAUUGUCUCUCUCAUGCUAUUCCCGACUUAUAUCUUGCUCGAGGUUCCAUCCAACAUGCUCAUUCGCCGGAUCAGCGUCAGGAAAUACCUCGCAUUUUGUGUCUUUUGUUGGGGUAUCCUCGCCAUGUGCUGUGGCUUCGUCAACGACUGGAAAGACCUCAUCGCGGUCAGAGUGCUCCUUGGUGCCUUCGAAGGUGCAUUUCAACCAACAUGCUCUUACCUCAUUUCGUCUUGGUACAAACGCUACGAAACCCACCAGCGCAUUGCCAUUUGGUACAUGAGCGGUGCAUUUCUCAACGGCUUCCAGGGGAUCAUCUCCUACGCACUCAGCUUGAUGGAAGGCGUUGGGGGACUUCGCGGAUGGCGAUGGAUUUUCAUCAUGCCUGGUCUCGUCACGGCUGUCCUGGCACUGCCCGUCUACCGCUACGUGAGCGAAUUUCCCGAAAGAGCCAAGUGGUUGAAACCUCAUGAGCUACGCCAUAUCCAGGAACGGCUCCACCAUGACCGAGGCGAGGUUGAGGAGAAAAUGGACAGGCACCGACUGUUUGCUGCUCUGAGUGACUGGAGAUGUUGGGCUUUGGCUCUCCUGCUCUUCUGGUCGACUGCCGGCUCGUACUCAUUGUCCUUCUUCCUCCCAUCGAUCCUUAGGGGUUUCGGAUUCAGCACAGCACUCAGCCAGAUCCUGGUCACCCCUCCGAUGAUACUAUCCGUCUUUUGCUCCGUCGGGACAGGCCUGUGGGCGGACCGUGUCCACAUUCGAUCGCCAUUCAUUGUGGGUCACAUGAUCUUGGUUAUCGCUGGCAUCGUCCUUAUUGGAUGGGGCACAAACCUGGGCUCAAGACUCGUGGGUGUCUUCCUGAUGACGAUCGGAAACAAUUGCACCAUCCCUACUGUGAUCGCCUUCCUCAUCAACAACCUCCCCUCAUCAAGCAAGCGCCAAAUCGCGCUACCGUUGCAAGGCGGGUUUGCCGGAUUUGGUGGUAUUGCCGGAGCACUCAUUUUCAGGACCCAGGAUGCACCAAGGUAUCUCUUUGGCCUCUAUCUGUCAAUUGCGUUUGCUUGCUGCAGUAUACUCAUGACCAGUGCGCUGGUGUACUAUUUCCAUCAUGAGAAUAAAAAGGUAGAGGAGGGAGGACCAGCCAUCGAUGGCAUCGAGGGCUUCCGCUAUACGCUCUAG
Messenger RNA from Exophiala aquamarina CBS 119918, 1443 nucleotides. RefSeq lists its product as uncharacterized. Bases 1 to 1443 code for a protein of 480 amino acids. Gene Ontology annotation, cellular component: membrane. The transcript has 2 exons. Gene Ontology annotation, molecular function: transmembrane transporter activity. The record is from RefSeq and is a predicted model, not a curated record. Gene Ontology annotation, biological process: transmembrane transport. Lineage: Eukaryota; Fungi; Ascomycota; Eurotiomycetes; Chaetothyriales; Herpotrichiellaceae.